AUGGUUGGAAGACAGACGUUCCACAUGGAUAGUGGAGAUGGUACCGUGACGAUAAUGGAUGAGAGUCCUGCGUCCAGCCCGAACUCCAGCCCCAGUCCUGACACGGUGUCCUCGGACAGGCGGCGAACAGAGGCCCUGUCCCGCUCCAGGGUGGUCCAGACCAACAGCCUCGGAAGCAGAGGACGACCUGCAGCAGCCAAUGCAGCAAGAGAGAGGAGUCGGGUACAGACGUUACGACAUGCGUUCUUGGAGCUACAGAGAACACUACCGUCAGUGCCACCAGAUACCAAAUUAUCCAAGCUCGACGUCUUAAUACUGGCCACCACUUACAUUGCCCAUCUGACAAGAACUCUUCAAGAGGAAGGGAUGGAAGAGGGCGAGAGUACGAGACAAACCGAAGUGUUACAUUCCCUCAAAGGCGAUGGCUACCUGCACCCGGUUAAGAAAUGGCCAAUGCGAUCCAGGUUGUACGUCGGGGCUACGGGACAGUUUCUGAAUAACUCCGGGCAGGCUGAGAACUCGAACCUAGGCGAAUCGUCGUCGACAGCUCAGACGUAA
Messenger RNA from Conger conger (European conger), 558 nucleotides. Its product is annotated as transcription factor 24-like. NCBI's taxonomy places the organism in Eukaryota, Metazoa, Chordata, Actinopteri, Anguilliformes, Congridae. Gene Ontology annotation, biological process: developmental process; regulation of transcription by RNA polymerase II. The transcript has 2 exons. Gene Ontology annotation, molecular function: protein dimerization activity; RNA polymerase II transcription regulatory region sequence-specific DNA binding; DNA-binding transcription factor activity, RNA polymerase II-specific. The record is from RefSeq and is a predicted model, not a curated record. Bases 1 to 558 code for a protein of 185 amino acids.